CGGCGCCCGCGCACCACGCUUGCGACGAAUCGCUUAGCAUCUAAUUAACAAUUAAAUCUAGUGCGUAAUUAAGUUGGUGUCGCAGUGAUUAGACACUACAGUGUUCAUUCCACUGUGUAUUUUUGAUUACUUAACCCUUAUUAAACAACUAAAGGACUUGUGAUUUUUCUACUCACGCCCACCUGCCGAUAUACCUGCUUUUCUACCCGCACAAGAUGAGUUCUGAUGAAGCCCUCCUGCCCCUUCAAGUACAUAUGAGAUGGCGUGUCGCGGGUGGCGUGGGCGCGCCGCUCGCCGCUGCCAUCUUCUUCAUGCUGCCACUCAUCACCUCGUCCACUGGGGAUAUCAGACACCACGGCACGUCACGGUCGCGCGGCUGGCGAGCGCAGCCGUCGUCAGAUGUGACAGCCAACAACUCAGUGAGCAAUGUCACUGCGCAACUUGGUGGCACAGCCUACUUGCAUUGUCUCGUCGGUCACUUGAACGAACGAGGGCAAGUGUCGUGGAUUAGAAAACGCGACUGGCACAUUCUCAGUUCCGGAAAAUUUACAUACACAAACGACGAACGAUUCCAGGUCCUACACGGUGAGGGCUCAGAGGAUUGGACUUUACAGAUCAAGUUUGUGCAGAAAAGAGACAACGGCACAUACGAGUGUCAGGUAUCAACUCGCACUGGUAUCGUGUCACACUACGUGCGGCUACAGAUAGUGGUGCCCGAAGCCUUUAUCCUGGGCUCCGGCGAGCACCACGUCGACCUCGGCAGCGUCAUACAUCUCAUCUGCAUUGUUGAGAAAAGUCCGACGCCGCCGCAAUACGUAUUUUGGUACCACAACGACCGCAUGAUAAACUACGAUGCGACGCGCGGCGGCAUCACGGUGGAAACGGAGCCGGGUGCGCGCACGCAGUCACGGCUCACAGUACGAGGCGCUACACUAAAAGAUUCCGGCAACUACACGUGCAGCGCAAGCAACACCGAGCCCGCAUCCAUACACGUGUUCGUCUCUGAAGGCAGCAACAAGAUGGCGGCGAUCCUGCGUCGCAACACCAGUGCGAUACACGGCAUCACGUCGAGCGUCACCUGCCUAUUGCUACUCUCCUCAGUGAUGGUUCAUUUCGGCCUACGAUGACGGUGAUAUUAAGAUCAAGAUAGUUAAGGAUUUGGUACUGUAAACAAGUUUAUCGCAUUGUUACUUCAUGUUAAAUAAUCAAAAACCUGACUUACCAGCCGAUGUCACAGUUAUUACUAG
Molecule: messenger RNA, 1247 nt
Organism: Papilio machaon (common yellow swallowtail)
Lineage: Eukaryota; Metazoa; Arthropoda; Insecta; Lepidoptera; Papilionidae
Product: hemicentin-2
Exons: 8
Coding region: 216-1127 (303 amino acids)
Biological process (GO): synapse organization
Cellular component (GO): neuron projection membrane
Source: RefSeq, a predicted model, not a curated record